CCAACCCAAAUACAAAGUAUUACAGUACAGUACAGUAUGCUUUCCUUUUACUCUUUUUAGUUAUGUCCUCCAGACAAUGGAGUUAACUGUAAGUCGAUAACUACAACACCAACACCACCUUAUUGUCCCUUGUCGGAAUUCUCAUCGGAAAUGACGACAGUUGCACCCGCACCCACUUGUGGGCCCAAGCUAGAAGCACUAUCCCACAUAGAUAUCAGCAAACUUUCCCAAUCCGAGCUCCACGCACUUUCCCUUUGCUCCGACUCAGCUUACGACCUCCGGCGAACAAACGACGUCGUUAUUCCUCAGCUUGAUCGUUCCCUCUUCAAUGAAUCCGCCGGAAGUCGCCGUCAAACCUACUCCCGUCUCCGCCACCAGCACCACCGUUCUCGCGUGCCUGGUCUUCACCCUUCCACUUCUAAACCCAAACCCCCUUCUUCUUCUGACCCUGAAAAUCACUCAAUUAUGCAUUUCCUUAAAUUCUUCAUUCACAAUCCUAAUUCUCACGCUCCACCACCACCUCCGCCACCGCUUCCGCCACCACCUCUUCCUCCUCCGAUAACACAGCCGGCUAUUUUUGGGGUUCAAGAAAAAACCCUACUUUUAAUGAAUGAUCGUGAGAAAAAUAGGAAUAGAGGACGUAAAGCUAAGGAUAAAAUGAAAUUGAAAGAGAAUGGUGUUGGGGUUGAAGUGGAAAUUGUGAAUAAAAAUGGCGAGGUGGUGGAUUUAAAAAAAUUGGAGAGUAACGGGGAUGAAUUGUACAGCGGAGAAUUGGAGAAAAGGACAGCUGGAUUACAGAGCGAAGAAGAGGUACUUGGGUUUGUAAGGGAUUUGGAGGGGGAGUGGUGUAGCAGAAGGAAGAGGAGGAAAUAUGUUGAUGCUAGUGGAUUUGGCGAUACAUUGCCUAUUGGUUGGAAGCUCUUGUUAGCCCUGCGAAGACGCGAUGGUCGUGUCUGGGUUUACUGCCGUAGAUAUGUCGGCCCUACUGGUCAGCAGUUUAUAUCAUGCAAAGAGGCUUCAUCAUACUUGCGGUCCCAUUUUUUGUCUGGUGAAGCAAACCAGCUUACUCAGCAGGCUGAUGACACUGUUUCUAAAAGUGUAAGUAACUUCCGUAGUAACACCAGUUUGGUGUUGUCAACAGACAUUCAAGAAAAUUCACAUUCUCUUCAAGAAGGUGAUUUGGCAAAGCAUGACAUAGUUGCACAUUCAGUUGUACCCAGUUCAUCUACUCUAGACCUACGCGGCAAUGAAAUUUCCUUGAUGGAGAUGGAUAAUCUCCCUGAGGUUAAAGUUCAAGACAUUUUUGAAUGUUAUAAAUGCAACUUGACAUUUGAAGAAAAGAAUGCAUAUUUGCAGCAUCUGUUCUCAUUUCACCAGCGGACUACAAGAAGGUAUAGGGUUGGGCCAUCGGUAGGUGAUGGGGUCAUAAUUAGAGAUGGAAAAUAUGAAUGCCAGUUCUGCCAUAAGGUAUUUGAAGAAAGGCGUAGUUACAAUGGUCAUGUUGGAGUCCAUGUGAGAAACAAUGCAAGAGGUACUGUGGAUGUAUCUGCUGCUGUUGCAACAGACAAGCGUGUUCAGUCUCCGCAUCAAGAUGGGUUGCUUUUAGGGACAUGUAAAAUGGAUGCUUUAAUUGAAAUUGCCCAAAAUUCAGUUGUAGAAACUUCUAGUGCUAGAGCUGCGACCAAGGUCAGCAGCAUGCCAUCUAGUACGACAAUGAACUUCGAUGGAAGUACGCCUACCAACAUUGACCAAGUUGUGAGGCCAAACGUUGAUACUGGAUUGUCAGAUGCCAGGGAUGUUAAAGCUGAAACAUGUCAUGAACAAGGCAGAAAUCAGCCUGAUAAAACCUGCAUGGAAGUAGAUAAAGAUAAGAGUGGUGAGAUUUUGACCAACAACUUCUAUCCGAGAGUGAUUUCAACCAAUGAUUCUGAGCAGCCUGAGAGUGAUGAAGAAAAGGAGGCUGGAAGUGACAAGCCAAUGGUGGGCCUGGGAAACAAGCAGAUGGAAGAAAAUGAUGAUCUUCAAUCAGGGACCAUGGAACUAACUUUUCAGGAAAUUGCUAGUCAGAAUGCGUUAACCAGCUCUUCAGUGUCUAUGUUGCAGUCAUUGCAUAAUGAUUCAGAGCACUCUGCCGGUGCUGGCAUGAAGAAGGAUGGCACUGAUAAGGUAGCAGCGGGUAAUGAAAACAGCCUGACUAAAGCAAAUGAUGUUGAAUCAGAAACUAUGGAACUGACUUUUCAGGAAAAUGCUACUCUGAAUAGGUUAACAAGCUCCUCAGUGUCUAUGGUGCAACUAUUUCAUAGUGAUUCUGAGCACCCUGAGAGUGAUGACAUGAAGAAGGAUGGGAAUGACAAGCUAGCAAUUGGACUUGGAAACAACCUGACUAAAGCAAAUAAUGAUGUUGAAUCCGAGACUAUGGAAUUCACUCUUCAGCAAAAUGCUACUCAAGAUGGGUUAGCUAGCUUUUCAGAGCCUACGGUGCAAUCAUUCCACAACUUUACUGGCAUUCUUUCAGGAUCAAGUAAGGACAAUGGUGAAUUUUCUGCUAUUGGUCAGAAUCUGGAUAAUGAAACAGGGUUUGACGAGCUUAGGCUGGAUGAGAUAGAACACUUCAAAUAUAGCUUUGAUAUUGGUCAUGCAUCUUCAUCUUUACCCUCUGUUUCUAUUGGGUUGGGUAAUGAUGCAAGGAUGGAAGAGGUUUUUGCGUCAGUUGGAUUUGAUUCUGGAGGAAUCAUCUUAAACAUGGAAGAACCGGAUCAGCUCUCAACAGUAUGUGUGUGGUGCAGAGCAGAGUUCCAGCUUGAAGCUUAUGAUACAGAAGCUCAUUCGGAUUCAAUUGGAUUUAUGUGUCCAGACUGCAAGGCUAAAAUAUCCGGACAUCUGGAGGGUGGUCUUUCCAUGAGUCCUCACAAUUUCUAAUUUUCCACUGAGCUGUCUCGUGCUGCUGUUGCUCAAUGUCCUGAUACAUGUGAAGUUGCAGGUCUCCUUUCCGUCUAAAGAUGGUUGUUACAAAGCAUGCAUAUGCUCUUUCUUGGAGAUGGAGUUUUUGCUGGUAUCCUCGGUUUGCUGUAAAUUCAUCUAUGGAAUACUGUAGUUUGGUAAUAUUCCUCAUUCCGGUAUGUAAAUUACAGAAGACAGUAGAUGUGUCUCUAUGCAUUAAGUGAAUAGUGUCUGUUCUGAUUAUGUAGAUGUAUAUAUCUGUUUGUGUAUGUCACGGAUUAGCUCUAUGAGCCCCUUUAGAAUCUAGUUGUAUCUGAGAGGGUUAUACCCCUUCGACUUUCUACUUGUUUUCUCAGUCUGUUUACCUUUUAAUCUUGUGUUGCGAGCUUC
Messenger RNA from Nicotiana attenuata, 3330 nucleotides. RefSeq lists its product as uncharacterized. The record is from RefSeq and is a predicted model, not a curated record. NCBI's taxonomy places the organism in Eukaryota, Viridiplantae, Streptophyta, Magnoliopsida, Solanales, Solanaceae. The coding region runs from base 151 to 2919 and encodes 922 amino acids. The transcript has 4 exons. Gene Ontology annotation, molecular function: DNA binding.